Messenger RNA from Blastocystis hominis, 303 nucleotides. RefSeq lists its product as hypothetical. The coding region runs from base 1 to 303 and encodes 100 amino acids. The record is from RefSeq and is a predicted model, not a curated record. NCBI's taxonomy places the organism in Eukaryota, Bigyra, Opalinata, Blastocystidae. The transcript has a single exon.
AUGAUAAGAGUAAAGUCGAAAUUAAGAUGGAAAAGGCUGAAGAACCCAAGACUGAGGAAGUUAAGGCUGAGGAGCCCAAGACUGAAGAACCUAAGGCUGAAGAACCCAAGACUGAAGAACCCAAGACUGAAGAGCCCAAGACUGAAGAACCUAAGGCUGAAGAACCCAAGACUGAAGAGCCCAAGGCUGAAGAGCCCAAGGCUGAAGAGCCCAAGGCUGAAGAGCCUAAGGCCGAAAAACCCAAGACUGAGGAAGUUAAGGUUGAUGACAAUGCAAAGAAAGAAUAAAAUGCUUAUUGGUUGA